AUGCAGCGCUGCCAAAGCGCUUCCGUGCGGCACUGCGUUGCUCGCUGCCAGCGUGACGUUCCGGCACUCGUAUGCGGCAAUUCGAGAUGUGGAUUUAAUGUGGAAUCCGCCCUAAUAUGCUGGAACUGUAGCUUGCGGGGCGGUCAACUUUCACCCGGCUCAAGUCGAAGGGAAGGCACAUUCUCCCCUUUGUUUAGCGCACGCAAUGCGCGCCACUUCUCCUCAAAGAAACGUGAUGGAGGGAGUGGGGAAAAGGAUUCCGACCCUAGCGGCAGCAGCGCUGAGGAUGGCAAGUCGGAGGACAUAGAUCAGCCUCCAAGGGUUAUCGGCAGCAUUUUUAAUGGACAACCGAAUAUUAUAUUCCAGGUUAUACGUGGCCAGAAGGUGGAGAAGCAACGGAUAGGACGAAAUGCCACUGGUGGUAAGAUAAGGCGUUUGCCCAUACCCAUAAAGACUGAAGAGUCGGCAUCCAAUGGCACUGAGGCCGCCACAUCCAACGAGGCCCAUCCAGCAGAUGGAGCCGUGCAUGAAGAACACCCGAAAGCUGAGGCAUCGCAUGAAUCUGUACUGAAUGAGGAAACUACUGACGGUGAAACCGUGGAUCAACAGCUCAUUGCGGUGGGUGAAUCGAUUCAAACCGAUCAUGAUGGCGCCUUUGCUGUUAUCGACACCCAAACCGUGGGAGAGGACAGCACCGUAGUGGCAAACAACGGCGACAAGGGUGAAGAUAAAGUAGAAACGCCUGAAUACGAUGGCAAUGCCCCUGUGCAGUUUAGACUGCCCAUAUUGCACUUCCACUCGACCAGCCGCCUGCAUGCUCUGCCGGCACUGGCCAUGUUCCAGAAGCCUGCAUUUCCGGGAUUCUAUCAGGUGCUGCAGAUACAGGAUCAGGCAGUACUGGAGUGCCUCUCAAACGUGAAGCAGAACGCUGGCAACGACUAUGUGGGUGGGUUCCUCACGAAGACACAGCAUACACGCGACUUCCAAAAUGUUGCAAUGCCGAUGCUGAGGGACGACGCUGGAGCGGUGCAAUCUUAUGAAGAGAUGCACGUAUACGGCACCCUACUACAGGUGAUUACGAUUACACCUCAUCUAUCGCAUCAGGGAGGCCAGGUCAUACUGAUGCCGCACCGCCGCAUCAAGAUGACCGGCAUACAUGCCGAACCCUCGGAGUCUUAUCCGCUAUACAGGGUUUCCAUCGAGUACGUUGAGGACGACCUCAAGAACUUCGAGGACUCCCGUGUCACCAAGGCGCUGCAUCUAGAAAUCAUCGCUACGGUCAAGGAGCUCAUCAAGACCUCCAACUUCUACAAGGAGCACUUCGACCACAUCAUCCGCAUAUACAACCUAGACAAUCCGUCGCGCAUCGCCGACCUCAUUGCAGGGAUAUCAAUGGCUAAACGAGACCAGCUGCAGGCCAUACUUGCGGAGGUCAACAUCGACAAGAGGCUGGCCAUGGUGCUUGAGGUCGCGAAGAAUGACCUCGAAUUCGCCAAGGUGCAGGCUGAGGUGAAGACGCAGAUUGAGGAGAAGAUGUCGCGCGAACAGCGCAAGUACAUCCUCACGGAGCAGAUGAAGAUGAUCCGCAAGGAGCUUGGCCUGGACAGCGACGACAAGAACACGCUCAUCGAGGCCUUCGAAAACGAGUUUGCCAAGGUUGAGAAGUUCAUGAGCAAGGAAGCAUCUGAAAGCUACAAAAGUGGCAUCAGCAGGCUCAAGCAGCUUGAAACUUCUAGCGCUGAGUUUGGCGUAUGCAGGUCGCACCUCGAGUGGCUGCUCGGCAUGCCCUGGGGCAAGUUCACAAAGGAUUCGCGCGACAUACGCAACGCACGACAGGUUCUGGAUAAGCACCACUUCGGUCUGAAGGACGUAAAAACCAGGCUUAUGGAGUACAUGGCUACGUCCAUACUGAAGGGCACAGCCAACGGCAAGAUCAUCUGCCUGGCUGGUCCUCCGGGGGUGGGGAAAACAUCCAUCGCCACUUCCGUGGCCGAACUACUGGGACGGAAGCUCUAUCGCUUUUCACUUGGUGGACUGUUCGAUGUCGCCGAACUUCGCGGCCACAGGCGCACCUACGUCGGCGCGCUGCCCGGUAAGUUCGUUCAGGCUUUGAAGUACACGGGCUCCAUGAACCCGCUGAUAGUGCUCGACGAAAUCGACAAGCUGGGUAGGGACGCCAGGGGUGACCCCGCAUCGGCGCUACUGGAGGUUCUUGACCCUUCGCAGAAUGAGUACUUCCGCGACUACUACCUGGACAUUGCGGUGGACCUGUCGCAUGUGCUCUUCAUUUGCACCGCCAACGCCGUGGACACCAUCCCAGCGCCGCUAAUUGACCGCAUGGAAAUCAUCAACAUACCCGGAUACCUCCCUGAGGAGAAGCUCCAGAUCGCCAAGAACUACCUGAUCCCGCAGACCCUCAAGUCCACCGGGCUCCAACCUGACGUCAUUGAGAUGCCCGAUUCAACCAUACAGGCAGUGAUCGAACACUACUCCCGCGAAGCGGGAGUGCGUAGUCUGCUGCGCUGUAUCGAGAAAAUAUACCGGAAGGUUGCGCUCAACAUUGUCAUGGACAAUGCCGACAAACUGGAGCCGGCCAGUGCAAACAGUGCGGAGGAAUCCCCAAUUGUGCUUGGUGCCAGUGAGGAUGCGAAGGUAUCUGGCGCAAUUGCUAUUGCAAACCCAGACGAUAUAGCAUCCACAGCUGCUUCCAGCGAGUGCGGCGAUCAGUCCGCUGAAGCGAGCUCUGACGAUGAGUCCGUGAGCUCCGUGCUUUCGGGUAUAGAGAAGUUGGUGAUUGAAGAGGACAAACUGCAGUCGUAUUUGGGAGUACCAAUCUACACCAGAGACGCGCUCCACCCCUACCCGCUGCCUUACGGCGUGGUCAUGGGACUGGCGUGGACCAACGCCGGCGGCGCAACCAUGUAUGUCGAGGCCCGCGGACAAAUGGUCGACAAACGCGGCAACUUAGUGGAACCCAAUCGCACACCUGCCUCCAAGUUAACUCCUGAAACUGCUGAAGAACCAAGUGAGGAAUCCAGCUUCGGCUCAUUCCACGGCACGAUGAAGGUAACGGGACACCUGGGAAAUGUCAUGACGGAGAGCUCGCAAAUCGCGCUCACCUUCUGCAAGACAUUCAUACGCAAACACCAGCCGCGCAACCUCUUCCUGGACGAGGCUCAUAUCCACAUCCACGUCCCGGAGGGUGCCACACCGAAGGACGGUCCCAGCGGUGGCAUCACCAUGGCCUCUGCGCUCAUUUCCGCAGCUGCCAAGAAGCGCAUCAAGCCUCAUUUGGCCAUGACCGGGGAGCUCACACUAUCGGGCAAGGUGUUGCGCGUCGGCGGUAUCAAGGAAAAGCUUAUCGCCGCAAUCCGUGAGGGCGUGACGACCGUGGUUUUGCCGAAAACCAACGAACCCGACGUUCUGGACCUUGAAGAGAGCGUCACUAGCAAGCUCAAUGUGAUAUACGUGGAGAGCUACGACGACGUGUACAAUGCGGUUUUCGACCACGACUCAUCGUGA
This is a messenger RNA of Babesia ovata, 3522 nucleotides long. Its product is annotated as ATP-dependent protease La family protein. Gene Ontology annotation, cellular component: mitochondrial matrix. The record is from RefSeq and is a predicted model, not a curated record. Bases 1 to 3522 code for a protein of 1173 amino acids. Gene Ontology annotation, molecular function: serine-type endopeptidase activity; single-stranded DNA binding; ATP hydrolysis activity. Gene Ontology annotation, biological process: proteolysis; chaperone-mediated protein complex assembly; protein catabolic process. The transcript has a single exon. Lineage: Eukaryota; Apicomplexa; Aconoidasida; Piroplasmida; Babesiidae.